AAACCCCAAAGGCGUCCUCACAGCCUCACAGCCUCACGCAGGAGCUCAACCCGCAACUUUUUUCUUUCUACUGCGUUUUUCUGCCCCUGAACAAGGCUGCACCUGAUCCUGCUGCUGCCUGGUUCUGAGACGUUUCUGCUUUUUUUUUAAAAAAACAAACAGGACAUCUUUGAUUUAUUCUAACUUCCUCUUUUCACCUGAAAAGUAGACAAAGAACUUUCAGCACCGCAUUACCAGGGCACCUGCACAACAAGGGCCACUCAUCUAACGGAGGACACCAAGAGCACCUCGGGAGCUCCAACAGUUUUCAAAAUUUUCUCCAACUUCGGCCCUCAAACAAACAUUAGCAUGAUGUCGUAUCUAAAGCAACCACCUUACACAGUCAAUGGCCUGAGCUUAACCACGUCCGGGAUGGACCUUUUACAUCCAUCUGUUGGCUAUCCAGCCACACCACGGAAACAGAGGCGAGAAAGGACUACUUUUACGCGCGCACAGCUGGACGUUUUGGAGGCGUUGUUCGCUAAAACUCGGUACCCGGACAUAUUCAUGCGCGAGGAGGUAGCGCUGAAAAUCAACCUACCUGAAUCCAGAGUACAGGUGUGGUUUAAGAACAGGCGGGCAAAGUGUCGCCAGCAGCAGCAGCAGCAGCAGAACGGGGGGCAGAAUAAGGUGCGACCCCCCAAAAAGAAAAGCUCUCCAACCAGAGAGGUGAGCUCGGAGAGCGGAGCCAGCGGCCAGUUCACCCCCCCCACCAGCACCACCACCGUCCCGGCCAUCUCCACCAGCACCGCCCCGGUGUCCAUCUGGAGUCCGGCGUCCAUCUCUCCCCUCUCUGACCCGCUGUCUACCUCCUCCUCCUGCAUGCAGAGGUCCUACCCCAUGACCUACACUCAGGCCUCGGGCUACAGCCAGGGCUACGCCGGGUCGACGUCCUACUUCGGGGGCAUGGACUGCGGCUCUUACCUCACUCCCAUGCACCACCAGCUGUCCGGCCCCGGGUCGACCCUCAGUCCGAUGAGCACGAACGCGGUCACAAGCCAUCUGAACCAGUCCCCGGCGUCCCUGUCCACCCAGGGCUACGGGACGUCCGGCCUGGGCUUCAACUCCACAGCAGACUGCUUGGAUUAUAAGGACCAGGCUGCCUCCUGGAAGCUGAACUUCAAUGCCGAUUGCUUGGAUUAUAAGGAUCAAACAUCCUCGUGGAAAUUCCAGGUCCUGUGAACAGAGCGAUCAGCUGUAGAAAAAAAAAAAGUGCACGAACAGUGACGACCACACGAAACCAAGCGCUGCCAUUCCUCAAUAAAACACACAAUCUGACUGGUAGAAAGUGGGCCCAGGAAGGGCUCUCGCGGGGCCUUGAGUUUUUUUGUUUUUUUGUUUUUGGCAUGACGGUCUUCGGUCCUCCUAGAGGAAAAGGUUUAAUUUAUUUUAGCUCUGGCUUCCUCAGUUCAUUACCAAGUUGUAGCCCUUCAUCCAUGCCGGUCAGUGUGUGUCUCUGUGCGCAAAACACACCUGUUGAGGACAAGACAGAGCAAAGCCGGAAAGAAAAGUACUUCUCAGCCACGGAACUAAAAAACCCACAAAAAAAAAACCAAAAAAAAAAAAACUCGAGUUAAUUUAGCUGAAGUGCUCGGAAUGGAAAAACCUCCUUAAAUCUUCUUUCAAAGCUUUUGCCGGACUGCUGGCAGAGAGACACGAGGGUGGUGUGUGGACAUGGAUGCACUACUUUAUUUAAGAAAAAAAAAGUGUUUAUAAGGAAUCGAUAUGUAGUUUCCAAGAGACAAUCAGUGUGCGUCUUAUAUAAAUGGUACAUAUGUGUUUUUUCUUUUUCUUUUUUUUUUCUUUUUUUAUCU
This is a messenger RNA of Menidia menidia (Atlantic silverside), 1853 nucleotides long. Lineage: Eukaryota; Metazoa; Chordata; Actinopteri; Atheriniformes; Atherinopsidae. The record is from the annotation of a GenBank genome assembly.